Molecule: messenger RNA, 2563 nt
Organism: Dalotia coriaria
Lineage: Eukaryota; Metazoa; Arthropoda; Insecta; Coleoptera; Staphylinidae
Gene: Orct
Product: Organic cation transporter
Exons: 9
Coding region: 486-2231 (581 amino acids)
Biological process (GO): transmembrane transport
Cellular component (GO): membrane
Molecular function (GO): transmembrane transporter activity
Source: RefSeq, a predicted model, not a curated record
AUUCAAAAGUCAAAAAAUUAUGCGUACACAGCUAAAUUUAAACAGACGAUUAAGAACAGACGGUAGCCACUGUAUAUCCCGCGUAUUCCUCUUUUAACAUGCCUUGGAAUUCAACACACAGCUUCAUUCAAUAUUUUUGCCACUGCCAGCAAAAAUACAGCCCCGCGAUUUGUCGAAAUUGGCACUGCCCCUUGAAUCAUACGAUACUCACGCUACCCUUACUCGACCAGAGGGUCUCGAUUUCGGUUCACGGAAAAAGCUUUUCCCAGCUUGCUUUCAGACGAUAAAGCGCGCAUGUGGUGGACACAUGCAGUACAUGAUCGACCACGUCGUCAUAUAAACGAUCGCGUCGCUACCACAGCGUAAAUAGUGAUAAUCGUGAUAAUCGUUUGUAUUGGUGCGCGAAUACGAUUGUCGAACCUGAUGGUGCAUCAGUCUAAUUCCAUCAGAAAUCAUCAUACAUUCCGGUUGUCGUUCGCAUCACAAUGGCCUACGACGACGUGAUUCCAUUACUUGGUAACUUCGGAAGAUACCAGAAACGCAUUUAUUUCCUUCUAUGUCUACCGGCGAUUAUUUGCGCGUUCCAUAAACUUGCAAAUGUUUUCCUACAAGUGAAGCCGGAUUACAGGUGCCAAUUGCCCAAUGAGUUCUCAAACGCAACUUUCGCGUUAUCAGAAGCGGAAUGGAACAGUUCAAUACCUUGGGACAACAUAAACAAUAAAUAUGCUACUUGUUAUAUGUACGAUGAUGCAAAAACCGAGGUUUCUUGUGAUCGUUUCAUAUACGAUCACUCCAAAUUCAAUAGCAGUAUCAUCAUGGAGUGGGACAUGGUUUGUGGUCGUGCUUACCUUCGUGCCACUGGUGAUGCUCUCUUUAUGGUCGGUGUUAUGUUGGGCUCCAUUGGUUUCGGUGAAUUGUCUGAUCGCUAUGGAAGAAAACUGAUCUUUUUCAUCUCGUUGGUCAUACAAGUGGUGUUUGGUCUCUUAGCUGCUGUGGCCCCUGAGUUUUGGACCUUUACGUUUGCUAGGUUCAUUGUUGGCGCUACCACAUCAGGUGUAUUUUUGGUUGCCUAUGUAAUAGCAAUGGAAAUGGUUGGGCCAAAUGAUCGACUGAAAGCCGGCACUAUUUGCCAAAUGUUUUUCUCUGCCGGCUACAUGUUAACAGCACUUUUUGCAUAUUAUAUCACCGAUUGGCGUAUGUUACAAAUGGCGCUUACAGUUCCCGGACUUGCGUUCUUUAGCUACUGGUGGUUUAUCCCCGAAUCAGCACGAUGGCUCAUCUCUAACAAUCGUGUACCAGAAGCUAAGAAAUUAAUCUUCCGCGCAGCGAAAGAAAACAAAGUUACGAUUACUGAUCAACAACUUGACGAACUGCUCAAGACUGAUAUGAAGCCUGUGAAUGUGGACGAAAAAAGAGCGACAAUAUUAGAUGUCUUCCGGCAUCCGAAUUUACGGAAACGGUCUUUAAUUAUUUUCUUUGAUUGGUUUGCUAACAGCAUGACUUAUUACGGCCUCUCAUGGAAUACGAAUAAUUUGGGUAGCAACGCAUAUUUGAACUUUGUUAUCUCCGGCGCCGUGGAAAUUCCAGCGUACACAUUUUUACUGUUUACUUUGAAUACCUGGGGACGAAAAACAAUCCUCUGCGGGUGCAUGUUGACAGCAGGAAUUGCUUUAUUAUUAACUAUGGUUAUUCCUAGUGAUUACAAUACACUGUUGGUAACUUUGGCAAUGAUUGGAAAAUUAGCAAUUACUUCAAGUUAUGGAACCAUUUAUAUUUUCUCAGUAGAACAAUUUCCAACAGUGAUACGGAAUGCUGGUUUAGGUGCGGCGUCUACUUCAGCACGUAUGGGUUCAGUUUUUGCUCCCUUAAUCAAUGUUUUGGGUGACUUUUGGACUCCUUUACCUUUGAUGAUCUAUGGAAUUCUCGCUUUGAUUGGUGGUUUGAUCUCAUUAGUUUUACCAGAAACACUUAACAAGACUUUGCCUGAAUCUAUAGAAGAUGGAGAACGAUUUGGAAGGAAAGAAAAACAACUACCUGAAGAACAACCCCUUAAUUCAGUAGAUGUGGAGAAACCAAAAUUAAACGGUACCAGCGGUGGUGAAGAAGCUAAUGGUCUUUUGGAAACUGAGGAUGGGACCAAUCAAAAGCCUACAGAAACUGCGGAAGCAAAGACAGAAGCAGAAGCAGUCACAAAUGAUGAAAAGACAACUGAAUCUACAACAAAAGACUAACUAGCUUUUUUGAACUAUACGAAUAUAAUUCCAAAUCUUUUGUAAUGGAGAGGAAUUGAAUGUAGAAAAUAUUUUUCUAUGUGGUGCAGAAAAUUUUACUACAAUAUGUAUACAAAUAAUUAAUUGUUGAGUUAGAAAUCUGUGACCAACUGUUACAAAUUUGAUAUCUCAAUGUUGAUGUUGCUGUAAGCCAUGUAAGUUGUUGCAAACUUAUGCUCUAGAUGUACUGUUUCCUUUUUUUUUUCUUAUUAUGGAAAUUAUACUUUUGAUUUGCAGUUGGAUAUUUUUGAUUGUUCAACAAAUUUUAAUAAAGAAAUACUUUAUUUAUUGUA